This is a messenger RNA of Erigeron canadensis, 555 nucleotides long. RefSeq lists its product as uncharacterized. The record is from RefSeq and is a predicted model, not a curated record. The transcript has a single exon. The coding region runs from base 1 to 555 and encodes 184 amino acids. NCBI's taxonomy places the organism in Eukaryota, Viridiplantae, Streptophyta, Magnoliopsida, Asterales, Asteraceae.
AUGCCAGAAGGUGUCCAAGUGUCAUGUUGUGGCUGCAACUCUACAGCCACCAAGACGGUAUACAUUUGCAGCCAAUGCAAUUUCUACUUACAUGAGCAGUGUUUUCAUGCUACCCGGUCAUGGAAACACCCAUCACACCCUAUGCACCCACUCAACUUGUUUCCUUAUCCCACAUACCCUUCAAAUUCCUUCUACUGCAAUUUAUGCAAAAUCAUCGGAACUGGUUUCUCCUAUUCUUGUUCAGAUUGUGAUUUUGAUAUCCAUGUUCAUUGUGCUUAUUCCAUUUCUAAUGCUAAUACCUUUCAUCACCCGCAUCCAUCAGUGACUACUACUCACCCACACGAUAUUUCCUAUCCAAACAAUGAAAUAGUAUCACCACAUUUUCAUAGCCAAAUUUCCUCCACAGUCCCUAAUGUUGAUUCUGCUUCUCCUUCUAUUCCCAUUGAUUCAAGAACUAACAUACAGAGGCAUGAGGAAGUAAUGCUUGAGGAAGCAAUGGAUAAUGCUAGGAUAAACGCUAUGGUUCAGCAAGACAUAUUAGACCUGUGGUCAUGA